AUGGUGCUACGAAUGGCAAGGCUCACUGACGAUGGCGGCGAAACGUCUGGGAAUGUACCACGUCCACAGUCCUACUCUGUAAAUGAUGAUGCAUACAAUGUACUCCGGACUAGCUACCGCAUCGUUGCCGUAGAUCACGAUUUGGUCUCCUUUGUUGACACAAAUCUCAUCAGUGAGCAAAAAAACACCUCUGAUAUUCAAAUGCUCAAGCCGAAGGUGGGUGUGGUUGAAGGCCCACAUACAGAGUUCCCUUUGGUCCUUAUCACAAACCCUAAGCGUGCUGAUUUAUUGAUGCCCCACAAGGAGCCAACCAGUCUAAUCGCCACUUCUACUCAUAUUCGGUGA
Messenger RNA from Protopolystoma xenopodis, 345 nucleotides. The record is from the annotation of a GenBank genome assembly. Lineage: Eukaryota; Metazoa; Platyhelminthes; Monogenea; Polystomatidea; Polystomatidae.